UGCACUCCGGCUCUUGGGUCCAAAAGCACAACCAUCUUGUCGGCGAAGCCAAUGUUUUUGCCCGACCGCGGCACGAUCCACCAGCGACUGCUGGCCGUCAUUCUGGACUACUCCGUCUGCGGCAUGCAUGCCAGCGUGACGGAAGCUGGCGUCCGCGAAAUCUUCCUGGGGCCUAACGGGGAUGGUCGCGGCGGAGUAGCCGCGAAGUACACAAACUGUUCCUUUGGGAAAUUCAACCUGAACGCCACGGCAUUUAGGGUUAUCACUGUGAAUGUCAGCAGCUGCUCGCCGGAGGUGACAUUAGAUUGCAGCUUUCAUAGGUUCUGCUUUGAUGGGGACAUCGGAGCCAAGGCGCUGCUUGGAAAGGAAGCGGUUUCGGGCUUCACCCACUUUGCAUACAUAGUGCCGGAGCCUAAUGCUAACGUCUGUCCUUGGGCGGGCGUGGCAUACCUGCCGGGGAACCAAAUCGCGUUGAGGUCAUAUUCCUACGGCGUACAACGCUGGGGCACCAUCAUGCAGGAAGCCAUCCACAAUUACGGUUUGUGGCACUCCUGGCAAAACGGCUGGGAGUACGAGGAUUGGUCGACCGCCAUGGGCCGUGGAAAUGCCUGCCCCAACGCCCCCGAGCUGGCUCGGCUCGGUUGGGCCACGCCAGUGAAUGGCGGUGCUCGUGUUGACUCCAAGGCGCUGCCUGCAGGUACCGUCCUCAGCUUCAAUCUUCCCGCCACGCACCUGACCCCCAAUGGAACCUACAUCAGGGUUGUUCCCGACUGGAUGCCGAUGUACAGCGACCCCUCCCUGGCCAAGAACCUGUACAUUUCCGUACGUGUGAACAAGAGCGGCGAUGCGGAACUGACUGGGUCAGCGUACAGAAAUAAAGUGAAUGUCCACGAACUCAACGCAACAAUGGAUAACGAUCCGUCGACGUUUGUAUACACUGAUCCCAAGAUUUCAUUCAUCGGCUCUGCCAGCCCUGGUGUCCUGAGUAACUUCACCAAUUACAAUCUUCUCGUGCACGGCGGAUCUUGGGUCGGUACUGACAUCCUCAAGGUCCUAAUCUGCCGGUACAAAAUUAACCCAGAGGAGUGUCCCAUUCCGAAGUCUCCGCCGCCACCGUCUCCUUUACCGCCAUCACCCAACCCGCCACCGCCAUCACCCAGCCCGCCACCACCCAAGCCGAAAGCACCCACGCGGCCGCCAGCCAAGCCGCCAGCACCCAAGCCGCCACCGUCCAAGCCACCAUCACCAAGGCCGCCAUCACCACCGCCGCCAUCACCAUCACCGAAGCGGUCCGCCAAGCCUUAG
Messenger RNA from Volvox carteri f. nagariensis, 1305 nucleotides. RefSeq lists its product as uncharacterized. The annotation marks the transcript as partial. The record is from RefSeq and is a predicted model, not a curated record. NCBI's taxonomy places the organism in Eukaryota, Viridiplantae, Chlorophyta, Chlorophyceae, Chlamydomonadales, Volvocaceae. The transcript has 3 exons.